CGUAUGCACCGAUGCGCCAGUGCGUAUCGAUUCCAUGUAUGCCCUUUCUCCACCUCAGUUCAUUGCUAGUCCUAUUUCCCAGCCGGGUGGUUGUGCCGUGGGGAAACUUUGGUGGCCCCAUUCCAUCCCAAGACUCCAGAAUCGGGUUAUCAGCACUUGCACCCCUCCAUAUAUUGCGGAGAGAGAGCCUCCCACUAUCUGAGGCUACACUCCUCAACUUCUUAUGCAACACUCCAGCCCAACACUGGAACCUUUUGCGCCCCUCGUCACAUCAAAAAGCAGGCCAUGUGCCAAGCAGACCGCCGAGCAAAUAGCAGCACCUGAAACCCUCAACCGCAUUAUUUAGUCACUGACGUCGAUCCAACAUGUGGUGGGAUCCAGAUACCAUCGAUCGCGCCGUGACCCGGGAGUUCGUCUGCAGUCAGCUCCUCCCCGGAGAGAUAGAGCGCCUGGACCGCCCGCUGGGUUUUGGUGAUGGUCUCACAGACGGCACGUACUGGGAAUGGAUCGAUGAGAAGGCAAAGCGCAUCUUCCUCAUCCUCGUCGACCUCGGUGUCCCUGACCAGAUCUUCGGCGUCAUCGACGACUCGUGGGACGACGAAGACCUCCCCAUCGCCCUCGAUCAGGUCGAGCGCCUGGCCCUGACUCCCGGAAAGGAUGAGAAGUCUGAGAGGAGGUUCUACUAUCGGCAGUUCUACUAUCUGCUGCGGCCGCUCCAGAAGGGCGACACUAGCAUAUACCAGGACAACGAGGUGGUGCCCCUGGAUGUCGUCGACAAGAAGCAGACCCUCGCUCCGGGGCAGGGCCACCAUGUCGACAAAGUCGUGCUUCCGAACUAUCCGGGGAUGGUCUUUUGUCGUCGUCGGAUACCGGUUGGGCCCGGCCAAGGCUUGAACUACUUGAGCCAGGAGGAUUUCUUGUUCGAGGUUAACAGCAUCAAGAACGUGCAGAAUGAGCAUCUGGCCUCGUAUUGGGGUUCGUACAUCUUCCAGGGAUAUGGAUAUGUUCUGUUCACGCCUGCACCAGACUUUACGCUGAAGUCCUUUCUAACCACGACGCCGAACUCGAUAAAGAACUUGGACAAGCAGAAACGGAGGGCGCUCGUCAUGAACUGGAUCCACUGCCUGGUCGAUACGCUAUGUUUCAUCCACAACCGGGGUCUCUCCCAUGGAAACAUCAAGCCGUCGACAAUCCUCUUUUCAAACGACAAUCAGAUAGGCUUUGCUGACUUCUCUCGGUUCAACGCCGAAGGUUUGAUGGAGAAGACCACCUUCGACAAGGAGUCGUACGACUAUGCGGCCCCCGAGCAGUGGUUCCGGCCAACGUCAGGUCCUCCGAGCCCUGUCCAUCGAAGGGCAACAAUGUCUUCGCUGUCUACUUCACCAGAAAGCCACAAUUUUUCCAUCAGCCGCGUGCCAACCGACCUCACCAGUUCCAGUCCGAUGGCCAUGAUGCAUGCCCCCACGCCGCAUCUUAACCCGCAGGCUGCCGAUGUCUUUUCUCUAGGCUGCGUUAUACUUGAGCUCUUGAGCUUCUUGCUCAAGAAGCAGGGACGGCCGUUUGCAACCCACCGCGCAGCGAAGCACAAAACCCCGGGCCGAGGCGGCGCAGUGCCGGAUGCAUCUUUCCACAAGAACCUCGGCCAGGUGGAGGUCUGGAUGACGCAGCUGGCUAAAGAGUCGUCGAAGAAGGAUGGCGCAGUGUUCAAGGGCAUCGCACCGAUGCUGCAUGUCGUCGAGCGCAUGCUGUCGUUCCACCCUUCAGAACGGCCAGCUGCCCACGACGUGCAAACCAAGAUGUACCAGAUCCUGACGGAUUCUUGUGGCAUCACGGAACCCCACUGCGUCCACCAGUACGGCGGCUGGGACUUUGGCAUUGGGAGCCUGAAGCUAGGUUCGCCGCCACUCAGCAGAAACGAUAGCUACGAAACCAUGUCGAUUGCGACUAAGCGUAGUAGCGGCUCGCGGAGCGGAGAUCACAAGCGUAACAACAGUGGGGGUAGUUUACGCAGAACCGAUAGCAUCAGUCGCGAGUCGGAGAGAAGCAGAAUAGGGAGCGACUUGAGCAGUGGCUUCCAAGCCAUACAGAAUCUCCGCAUCAGAGACAAGGUGAGGCCGUGGCAGGCUCCCGUAUAUGCAGGUAUUUGAGAACUCCCUCGACUAAUCAGCUGCGCAGACAAGAGCUGACCAAGGAGCCUGACUUUUCAGAUGUGAGCGUCGGAUAAAAAAAGGACGGUGAGCAUGAUGGGGCAUCCAGGACUGCAAGAUGACGACAAUUUAGGAAAUGCUGGGUAUGACUGGGAAUAUGAGAAUGCAAUUACAGCGAUGCUAGGGGUUUUUUGGUUGUAUUCGCGAACACCGUGCUGCACGCUCCCGGAAUGUCAACAAGCAAGCGAGCCCUACUCCUUGUAGCCGCCCUGGGUGCACACAAAAUUCUAUCUUCAUCAUCAUCAAAGCCAUCCUAAUGCGCAAGCAUGGAAGCUGGUUUAUAG
Lasiosphaeria miniovina is the source of this 2491-nucleotide messenger RNA. Its product is annotated as protein kinase. Bases 366 to 2147 code for a protein of 593 amino acids. NCBI's taxonomy places the organism in Eukaryota, Fungi, Ascomycota, Sordariomycetes, Sordariales, Lasiosphaeriaceae. Gene Ontology annotation, molecular function: protein tyrosine kinase activity; ATP binding. The transcript has a single exon. Gene Ontology annotation, biological process: protein phosphorylation; negative regulation of G2/MI transition of meiotic cell cycle. The record is from RefSeq and is a predicted model, not a curated record. Gene Ontology annotation, cellular component: nucleus; cytoplasm.